UUUUUUUUUUUUUGUCACGGAUAAAACUUCUUUAAACUAAAAAGCAAAAGAUUAGGCCAUAAAACUCCUUCUCUCUGUUUGUGUUUAAAUAAUGAUUUUGAGUUGUCUUUUUUUUUUGGGAAUUUGCAUCCUAUAUAACCAUAAGAAAAACAUAAAUCCACUAUCUAACCAAAAAUACAUUCUUUCUCCUUAUUUCUCUUCCUAUCUCUCUCUUAAAAUCUAAAUUUUCUUAUAUUCAAAUAUAUGAUUAAUGAUUCCUAGUUGCCAAGUGUUCAAAAAAAAAAAAAUUCCUAGCUGUCUUUCUCUUAUUUAAACUUAUCUUUCUUGCUUACUUUGAUCUCACACAAAAUUUAUAUUAGUAUAUACUUUUACGGAAAUUAUUUGUUUCACAAAGGUUUGCCAUUUUAGUCUCCAAUCUCAUGAAAAUCCAGAUCAGAGCCUUGUAGUCUAUGUUACUUGAAACCUCAAACUAUCUCAAAAGUCAACUAUCUGUGCUGUUCAUUUGAUGAGACCAUGUCUUUGGGGGUAGUGAAGCCGUAAACGUUUGUGCAUAUCCCAUUCUGUUAUAUAUACAUAUGUCUCUUCAGAUCAUUUAAGAACAACAAAAGAGAAAGAAAAGAAAGCUAUAGAGACAAGGACCUCGCGGUACGGUGAAAAAUGAAGUUGUUUGAUGCUCACUGUCACCUUCAAGACAAGAGAGUCAUAGACAAAGCUCCUGAACUUAUAGCUGCUGCUUUAGCUGUAGGUGUUACCAAUUUCGCAGUCAAUGGAACCUCUGAGAAAGAUUGGGACUUGGUAAAAGAGAUGGGAGAGAUGUAUCCUUCUGUGAUUCCUUGCUUUGGACUUCAUCCUUGGUUUAUUGCAGAUAGGAGUCCUCAUUGGCUUAACACAUUGAGGAAGUUCUUUGAGACAACUCCUACGGCUGCUGUUGGAGAGAUUGGUUUGGACAAAAGUCCCUUAGCAGCAGGCAUUGAUUACUCAGACCAGCUUGUCGUGUUUCGGCCUCAGCUUGAACUUGCCAAAGAACUUAACAAACCUGUAGCCGUUCAUUGCAUCGAUGCAUUCGAUGAUCUGCUCGAGAUAAUGAGAUCCGUAGGGCCUUUUCCAGCUGGUGUGAUUCUUCAUUCAUUCAAUGGUACAGCCGAAGUUGUUCCUGAACUUGCUGAGCUUGGUGCAUACUUCUCCUUAUCUGGCUGGUUCACUUACAUUGAUGAGAAAAUCGCAAAGAACACUUUGAAAUCGAUUCCUUGCGAUAGGCUCUUGUUAGAGACAGAUUCACCUGAUGCGCUACCAAAAUCUGAUGAGAGCUCUUCGGAUCCAGAACCAACUCUUAAUGACCCUGCAAACAUUGUUGCUGUACUAGAAUAUGUUGCGAACAUGUCUAGCAUGAAGAAAGAAGACCUCGCUGAGUUAACUUAUGGAAACACUGUAAGGUUGUUCUCUUAUCCAGGUUCUAAAUUGCUUGAAGCCCAAUAAAUUGUGUGUCUCUACAACAUCAUCUCUUGUCUAAGAGACAAAGAACACUCAUCAUCUUCUGCUUCUGCUUCUGCUGUUAUUUAUUUGUUUGUUGCUAAUAAAACUUAUCCCUCUGCCAAAAUUGUUGCUUCUGUAACAUGGUGGAUGUUGCAACCAUUUCUUCUACUAAUUAAUAUGUAUUUUUAUUUUCUAUUCUUGUGUAAACCAGUUAUGUUGUUACUACUAUCAUAAUAAUAAAAGUGAUUAUGCGAUUUA
Messenger RNA from Raphanus sativus (radish), 1731 nucleotides. RefSeq lists its product as uncharacterized. NCBI's taxonomy places the organism in Eukaryota, Viridiplantae, Streptophyta, Magnoliopsida, Brassicales, Brassicaceae. Gene Ontology annotation, molecular function: hydrolase activity, acting on ester bonds. The record is from RefSeq and is a predicted model, not a curated record. The coding region runs from base 658 to 1476 and encodes 272 amino acids. The transcript has 7 exons.